Messenger RNA from Hypomesus transpacificus, 2568 nucleotides. RefSeq lists its product as uncharacterized. The transcript has 7 exons. Gene Ontology annotation, biological process: response to bacterium. Lineage: Eukaryota; Metazoa; Chordata; Actinopteri; Osmeriformes; Osmeridae. The record is from RefSeq and is a predicted model, not a curated record. Bases 191 to 1348 code for a protein of 385 amino acids.
ACUUUCAAAGUAUAUGUAGUGCACUUGGUGAGGGGCUAUAGAGAUGCACUAAACAGAUCCAAUAGAAGAGAAGUGGGGUGAUCGAGUGUGGCAAAUGGAAUGAAAUACACAGAUAUAUAUUGUUGGAAAGCUAUGAAAGAUGGUUCAGUUAUGUACCUCCUACUGUACUGUACGGAACUCCUGAUACAGUAUGCAUAUGUAUGUUCUCACCACUACCACUUGCAAGGUACAAGCCAGAGGAACAGGCAUUAAAAUGAUCAACUGCUGGAUCAUCUUUUUGUUUCACAUAAACUUGGUUUGUGCAUUUUCUGGUGACUUAAUCCAGUCAGAUCCUAUAAUUGUGACCAUGUUGGGUGACAGUGUGACCUUCACUUGCCUCUGCACAAAACAUUUGAUUGUUCAUUGGUUUAAGCAAACUAUGGGACAAAAACCAAUUUUAAUGGUAUCCUCAUAUUACUACACAGAACAAAUAUUUCCUCAAAAUAACUUUGCCAAUGACUUCAAAGUGACCAAUCGUAUGAGCGUGAAAAGAGAAUUGGAUAUCUGUAAUCUGAUUAUCUCCAAGACGCUGUCUGGGGACUCAGCCACAUACUAUUGUUCUGCUGAAAUAUCAAACACAAUUCAAUUUGGAAAUGGUACUUUUUUAAUUCUCAAAGGUCCAGGUUCCAAUACCAAAGCAGUUGUCCAGCAGCCAGUUUCUGAGUCCAUCCAGACAGGAGACUCUGUUACUCUGUACUGCACAAUACACACUGAGACCUGUCCUGGAGAACACAGUGUCUAUUGGUUCAGACAUGGCUCAGGAGAAUCCCAUCCAGGAACCCUUUACACCCAUGGAGGCAGAAGUGAUCAGUGUGAGAAGAGCCCUGAGGCUGGGUCUCCUACACAGAGCUGUGUCUACAACCUCCCCAAGAGGAACCUCAGCCUCUCUGAUGCUGGGACUUAUUACUGUGCUGUGGCCUCAUGUGGGGAGAUACUAUUUGGAAAUGGGACCAAGCUGAACAUUCAAAUUUCAGGUGUUCCAGAUGGUCAGAAUCAUAAUUUUCUCUUCAUCCUAUUUUGCCUGAUGACAACCUUUUCGAUAAUGAGUCUGACUGUCAACAUUAUCGUCUGUUGGAAAAUGAAAAGGACACUUUGUGACAUCUGCACAGAGGGGCCAGACACGUCCGAUUGCCAAACAGAGUACAAGACUGCAUCUGUGAGCAGAGCAAAUGAACAGGUCAGUGAUGAUGUUGACCUGAAUUACUCCACUUUAAAGUUUACUGACAAGAAGAAAACCAAGUCCAUGAGACAGAGUGACAAUCCAAUUUACACUGAAGUGGAGUUUCGAAUAGAAGGCAGUAGCAGCUAAUUAGAAAUUCAUUAUACAAAUAUUUUCCUUUGACAUAGGACGUAAACCUUUUUAGUCUGUCUAAUCAUUAUUUUGCAAUAGAAUAGGAUUAGGUUGAAGUAUUAUCAAUAGAUGUUAUUGUUGUAUUCAUGUGAUAUUACAUUGCUUAGUAGAGUGUAUUAUUCUUGAGUUCUUACAAUAAUUUCGUUUUUAGUUUUCUGCUUUUUUUGUUUUAAACAUUAUACAUCAAAUAGGUUGGUACAAUAUAAUUUGACACUGUAUGGAAACAAAUUGUGUGAACUCUUACAUUUUAUGGUCAUAAGGGUUUAAUGAAGCAUGUGUGCUACCUCUUCCUGCUUGUGAUCAUUACAUAUCGAUAACAAUCCAUUACAUGGAUUUCUGUAACUAUUAGAACUGCCUUGAAACUUAACAAACAAGCUUACACCAAGCUUAAACUGUUCCUUGGAAAAUUGAACAAAAUACACUUUCAAUUUGUCCCACAUUCCAAAUUAAUAUUUAAAUUGUUAUUUUUGUUGUUCAAAAAUAUGUAUUACAUUACCUGGACUAUCAUAAUACAGAUCCUGCUGCCAGUUGUGCAGCUCUUCUGUGCUUGAAUAAUAAUCUCUUCCUGGAGGAAACCAAUAACGAGACACAACAGUUAAAAAGCCCAUGGUUAAGACAAUACAGAAGUAUCAUGUUGUGCAGCUAAUCUUGAUGUUGGAUACAGAAGUCAUCCAGUAUCAGUCAUCUUUCAUGAUUUAAUCAACUGAUAGCCUGCAACAUCUAUCAAUAUCAAACUAUUAUCAAACAUAUUUUCCCACAUAUACCAGCAGCAACCUUCAUGUGACAUUAUGACAAUCCUGAUUUUGAUGUGAAAAUCAAAAUAUUUAAAAUUCCAUUAAUCUAAAACAUUCAGCCAACCAUAACGCCCCUCUACCACAUGUCCUCUUGUGAUGCCACAGUGUAUUGAACAAUUCAGAGAUACAGACUCCUGGCUGGACUGGAUCAUUAUAAUUUUUUUAUGCUGUAAUGGAAAAGGUUUAAUACACUUAAUUUGAAUCUUAAAUGAUCAACUUUGAUCACGUCUUAAAUCAAUAGCUGAAUCAAGAUGGCUGACGGGAGAACUACAUCUCCCAGAAUGCACCACGCAGAAAGUUGCAAAUGCUUCAGCCCUCUGAAGCGAGAGCUCAAGUGUGGGAGAGAGAGAGUACAAAAGAGUGGACCCACACACCAAGCAGAGG